This is a messenger RNA of Miscanthus lutarioriparius, 282 nucleotides long. Lineage: Eukaryota; Viridiplantae; Streptophyta; Magnoliopsida; Poales; Poaceae. The record is from the annotation of a GenBank genome assembly.
AUGGGGCGGGUCAGGUCCCUUUUGUGGGAUGCCAUGGUGUUGUGGCUGUGUUCCCGUGGUGAGCGCCAUUACUUAGCUAUGGAGGGUAAUGGCUCUGGUGGAUCUGUGCUUGCACGACGGCGCUGGUGUAUCGCCGACGUGCGCGCGGACGCCGGCUCGACCACCUUCCUCGCCGGCACCCUCAGCCUCAAGGAGGAGAACGAGGUGCACCUAAUCCGGCUUUCGCCGGCGGAGAGCGAGCUGGUGUGCGAUGGCCUCUUCUACCACCCCAACGAGAUCUAG